Molecule: messenger RNA, 275 nt
Organism: Caenorhabditis angaria
Lineage: Eukaryota; Metazoa; Nematoda; Chromadorea; Rhabditida; Rhabditidae
Source: the annotation of a GenBank genome assembly
AUGAAUCAAAUAAUGAUGAUUGUUUUGGCUCUUUUGGUUCUCUUCAGCUCAGUGCAAUCAGCACCAUCAUCAGGAGCAGGAUCUUCUGUUGAUACUGAUUCGCCAGACAACUUCCAAGUGCCAUUCUUUGGAAUGGAGAAGAAAUGGUCAAGAGGUGUCCCAAGUAUCAGGUAAAUUAAUCGUUUUUUUUUUGAAUAGCACUCUUAAAAAAAACACGUUUCAGAUUUGUCAAACGCGGACAAUUCAUCCCAACCAACUUUGAAUGGGACAAAUAA